CAGAUGGUCCCCAGAAGAAGAGCCAUGUUCCCCUGGCAAGUGUGACCAAGGUGGGCAGGAGCAGUGAUGCUGCCCAGCAUGUGAGCCAUCACUAAGGUGACAGGGAGAAGCAGCAGAUUCCUCAUCGCCAUGGCAACGAGAUGUUCCACAAUGUGCAGUGGGGCAGGAUGCUCUGUGCUCCACGCAUCUGGCCAGACCUUGGGCGACUCAGGGUGCUGGGGACUGUGGGGAUCCUGACUUUGGUGCUUUGUAGCUGCUCAGGACAGCCAGCAUCUCCGCCGUGGGACCUGCCAGGCAGCUCCAACUGGGAACACCAAAGGGACCUCAUCUUCAUCCACAUGGAGAGCAGCCUGUAUUCACUGCCCUGCAGCCCUAUGGAGAUGGGGGUAGAGGAUCCCACCUACCACUGGGUGCAGGACAGGGCAGCCGCCAAGUUGUUCUCGGUCACCAAAGACGGACACCUCCUCUUCCAACACUUCCAAGCAGAAGACAGCGGGAAGUACUCCUGCACCAUCUCCUACACAAAGCGUGGGGUCCCUCUGUCCCAAACAUUUCGCUACAGCAUCUUUGGCUACCAUGUGCCCGGAGGCCUGGACAUUGUGCUGCUCUUCCACAGCAAGCUCUGUGAGGACGAGUGGACCAAAAGGUUCCUGCAGAAUCUACAGGAGAUGCUGAGGCCGCUGGAGUUCGAGCAGCACUGCAAACUCCAGCUCACUGGCACCUCCUGCUUCCCCUCGCUCAGUGACCCUCCCAAUGAGUUCAUCAUCCAAGUACAGCUCAAAGUGUCCCCCUUUGGGCCCCACUGGGAUGAGCACUGCAGGUCCAACAACAUGGAGAGUAUCACAGACUGCUACCGCAAAAAAGUGCAGCACAACCUCGAGCAGGUCCAGCUCGCCUUUACAACAUUCUUCAAGGAGCACAAGUUCGUCCACGUCACUGGUGCUGACAUCCCCAGCAUCCACUUCACCAAUGAGUUUGUCGGCUUCUUAAAGACUGAGGAGUGCGACGCGGGUUAUGGGCAGACCAAGCAGCUGCAAAGAUGUCUCGACUGUUGCAUUACAUGCCCACCAGGGAUGUUCAGCCCUCCUAAGAACAGGCAGUGCUUCCUGUGCCCUGUUGGGACCUACAGCCUGACCUACGGGGCAGUAUCCUGCACCCGCUGCAAGGACGGCACUACCACCAAGGAUCCGGGAGCCAACUCCAUGCUGUUCUGCGUCAAGGAGGAAAUGACCAAGCAGGUUGUCGCCGUCAUGCACAAAGUCCCAGUCCUGCUUCUUAUCCUCUUGCCAGUAUUACUAGGCAUCAACGUGCUCUUCCUCCUCUGCUGUUGUUACUGGUUCUAUAAAGAUCACCACGUGUCAUCUCCAAGGGCUUCCAAGAAGACAGGAAAGACCACAAGGAUGGAGAGGGUGACCAGGUUCUUCAGGAUCCCCAGGAAGGGCCCCCAGGCUGGGCCUGAUGCUGGUCCUGCCAGUGACACCAGCGCAUCUCCAGGGGCUGAUGACGAGUACACGCCUGGAGCACCAUCCCUUGCCACGACUCCGAACUCUGCAGCUGUAGCCGACGAGACAACUCCUAUGCUGGGAGUGAAGGACAGGAAACACGAUUUUUGAGAUUCCCUUCAUGUGCACAACACUGACAAGACAGCAUGCUUCCAGUCACCACUGUCCCUUUGGUUUGUGUCCCCAGCCACCCCACACAGGCUGAAAUAUCCAGCAAAGGAUCAGAGAGACGCCCUUCUUCUCCUCUCUGAAUUUUUCUUCCCAAAUAGCUCUGACUACAAUGACUCCUUUUGCUAAUAAAGAUUGGCUUCUA
Messenger RNA from Columba livia (rock pigeon), 1815 nucleotides. RefSeq names its product zona pellucida-binding protein 2-like. The transcript has 10 exons. Gene Ontology annotation, cellular component: extracellular region; zona pellucida receptor complex; acrosomal vesicle. Bases 141 to 1613 code for a protein of 490 amino acids. Gene Ontology annotation, biological process: acrosome assembly; binding of sperm to zona pellucida. The record is from RefSeq and is a predicted model, not a curated record. NCBI's taxonomy places the organism in Eukaryota, Metazoa, Chordata, Aves, Columbiformes, Columbidae.